AUGCAAAUGGAGGGGGAAAAUGAUAGAGAGUUGUUGGAAUAUGUAAGGAAACCCAAUACUCCACCACCGUUUUUGUUGAAGACCUAUAUGUUGGUCGAAGAUCCUUCCACCAAUGAUGUUGUGUCGUGGAAUGGUGAUGGGACAACGUUCGUGGUGUUGCAACCGGUGGAGUUUGCACGUGAUCUACUCCCAACUCUCUUCAAGCAUAGCAACUUCUCUAGCUUCGUUCGGCAGCUAAAUACCUAUGGCUUUCGUAAAGUUGCAACAAAUAGAUGGGAGUUUUGCAACGAACGAUUUAGGAAAGGUGAGAAGGACCUGCUAUGCGAGAUUCGGCGUAGAAAAGCUUGGGCCAGCAAGCAACAACAACCCACUAUUGCACCAAACCAAGCCACACCCCAACAAGAUUCUGAUGACGAUCACAGGUCCUCAUCAGCCUCUUCGUGUUCGGGUUAUGCCACUCUUGUAGACGAAAACAAGCGACUCAAGAAGCAGAAUAUGGUGUUGAACUCAGAGCUAAGAAUCAUGAAGAGGAAGUGUAGGGAACUGCUUGAUUUGGUGGUCGAGUAUACACAUGCAAAAGAAGACGUGGAAGAUGAGAGACCCAUGUUAUUUGGGGUGAGACUCCAUCAAGGAGAGAAAGAGUUGAAGAAGAAGAGAGCUGAAAUAUGUGAAAGCACAAGCACUUUGCUAUCCCAGUCAUAA
Messenger RNA from Abrus precatorius (Indian licorice), 702 nucleotides. RefSeq names its product heat stress transcription factor B-3-like. Bases 1 to 702 code for a protein of 233 amino acids. Gene Ontology annotation, biological process: regulation of transcription by RNA polymerase II. The record is from RefSeq and is a predicted model, not a curated record. The transcript has 2 exons. Gene Ontology annotation, molecular function: DNA-binding transcription factor activity; RNA polymerase II cis-regulatory region sequence-specific DNA binding. Gene Ontology annotation, cellular component: nucleus. Lineage: Eukaryota; Viridiplantae; Streptophyta; Magnoliopsida; Fabales; Fabaceae.